This is a messenger RNA of Spodoptera littoralis (African cotton leafworm), 1044 nucleotides long. Lineage: Eukaryota; Metazoa; Arthropoda; Insecta; Lepidoptera; Noctuidae. The record is from the annotation of a GenBank genome assembly.
AUGUAUGAACAACAUUUACCGGUGCUGGACCCUCAUGCAGAUCAAGUUAACAUAACUCCUCCAGAUGUGGUGAAUGGACACCGUCCGUGCCAGACCCGCGAAGUGAAAUGGCUGCGACUUGAUAAAAUCUAUCAGAAGUUCUAUCGUCCGAACUUCUACGACAUCGGCGGCACUUAUAUGCAAGAUGUGCCAGACUACUGGUUCUCGUUCAAAACAGAACAAGUUGGUAUCACAUUCCUCCUACAUAUAUUUAUUCGUAAUCAGGGUGUGACUUCCUUUAAUGUAGCCCUGAGCUGUGGAAACAAGUUUAAAGUUGACAGAAAAACGGAAACAGUGUACUUGCAACAUUACCUGAAAGAGUUUCAGUUCAGACAACUUGGUGAGAUGUCCCACACUUACCUCACUACUUACGAUUUCUCAGAGUUAGACAUACAAUGUUUGAAAAAUAGGAAGUUGCACAUUGCUGUCUCAUUUCCAUUUACUGAGAGUACAGAUAUUAGUCUGGAAGUUAUUAACAGUAUUAAACUCAAACAUGAUUGCAGUGCUUUGUUUGCGGAACCUAUUGGCUCUGACUUUGUGAUAGAAUCUGCAGAUGGAGUAAAGUUUCAGAUACACAGAGUCAUACUUGCAUCUCACAGUGAAGUUUUCAAGGCAAUGUUAAAGGGGGACACAGCUGAGAGCCAGAACAGCUAUGUGAAACUAAUUGAUGUUAGCGGGGAAGAUCUCCGGUACAUGUUAGAGUAUAUAUACUCCGGAACAGUAAUAGACUUGGAGAAUGCCAAUUUUGGAAACCUACUGAUGCUGGCCGAUAGGUUUAACUUGAAAGGCCUUUGGGAACUCUCUGAGUAUGCUCUAUCUGAACACCUGAGUCCAGACAAUGCACUAGAUAUCUUGAUGAUUGCUGACAUGCAUGAGUCUGACUUUCUUAAAACUGAGGCAUUGAAAUUUAUAAAAGAAAAUAAAGAAAUUCUAAGCAGUAGCACUUUUGAAGAGAUAACUAAUCAUGAUUUGCUCAAACAACUGUGCUGUUUCCUGUCCGAGUAG